Messenger RNA from Penicillium macrosclerotiorum, 1251 nucleotides. RefSeq lists its product as uncharacterized. The transcript is spliced from 2 exons. Lineage: Eukaryota; Fungi; Ascomycota; Eurotiomycetes; Eurotiales; Aspergillaceae. The record is from RefSeq and is a predicted model, not a curated record. Bases 1 to 1251 code for a protein of 416 amino acids.
AUGGCGGCCGGACGCAAGGUCUUUCACUGCGCCGUGGAUGAGACGGCUUUGACUACCAACAUCAGCGAGAUCAAGAAAUGGACUACCAACGGAGCCAUCGAUCUCAUUGUCCCUCUUUACACCCUCGAGCGGCUCCAUGCCCUGAAGCGGGCGGGAUCGCAAAUCGCCAUCAAUGCCCGCGAGGCUGUCCGCUUCCUCGACCGGGUCACGUCUGGUAAAGACCAAAUAACCGCCGAACGCAUCACCCUCCAGGGCCCGAUGGAACAAUAUGAGCGCUGGGAGGAUGCGGAGAAAUUCUUCUUGCCGGAAUUUGUGGAGGAACCUGAGGCGAUUGACGACGCGGAACCUUUCGAGUCAGCGCCGGAGGAACCCUCUAAGAACAAGACCACUUCUGGUCCCGAGGAUUUGUCACAGAUGCUUCUCAGCAGGCUGAAUUUCAAGAAAGACGCCGAGGUCGCCUCGAUCACCUCUGCAGGCUCGCCCAGCGGACCCGGAUCUCGCACUUCCUCCCGCAGCUCGCGCACUAGCCCCGAAUGCGCCCAGCACGAGAACGGCGGAACUAGCAAAAAUGAUAAAACUCAGUCCGGACACCAACGCACUGUCUCUGGUACAACCAUCCCCGUCGCUCCAGUUGCGUUGCGCCCGUUGCUCAGCGCUCUCCUGUGGCGACUGCACAGUGGCCCGGACGCUGAAAACUCAACCAAGAGCUGCAUCCUCAUCACCAACGACCGUGCGACACAGAUCUGGGCCCAAAAGUUUGGAAUCGGAGUGAAGAACAUUCUCCAGCUGCGGACUGCGAUCCAGUACGAGGAGCGCGAAUACAAGAACCGAUGCAAGUAUGUUGAGAAGACUCAGAUCCAAACCGUGGAACAGCCCAAGACCCUGCUGUCCUACGAAGAUGAUAGUGACGAGGAUGAACUGGUGUUUGUUCCGCGCGGGGGUCGUGGCAAGGGUGCCUCUCGUGGUGCGCGAGGGGCCGCCUCUCGCAAAGCUGCCGCGAAGACUGCUCCGUCUGCCGUGGAGACUACUAUCGAGGUUCCUACACAGCCUAUCGAUCCAAACUCGUUUAGCCGCUCCCUCGGUGGUUCGAAAAAGCCCGCGAAACCCACUGUGGAUUUGAGCACCCAAGAGGGCGCUGCCCGCGGCAUCGGAGGCGCAUCGCGUCGGUCCUCGAGCGGACGCCGUGGAGGAUCCACCCGUGGCUCCUCGCGAGGCAGUGGUCGUGGACGAGGCAAGCUCUGGGUUCCUUGA